UUCAGUCUUUACUCUCAUGUGAGGCCUCCCCUGCAUACCUUGUCUAAAAUUUCACCUCUUCCCUGCAUCUCCUUGUAUACUAUUUUACUAAUUUAUAUAGUUUAUUUCUGUGUCUCUUGCUAGUGUGCAUGAGGCAGGGAUUUUUGCUCUGUAUUUCUGGCUCCUAGAACAGUGCCUCACACACAGGUGGUGUCCCAGAAAUGUUUGUAGGAUAGCUACAGGAAGAGAGAACGCAUGAGCCCAUUUUAUAGAUGAGAAAAUGAUCCGCAGAAAGGUGGACUGGAACCUGGUCUCUCCGCUCCCUGCCCAGGGCUCUCUGGCUGAACCACAGUUGCCACCUCCUCUUCCCCAUAUCCCUGACUCCAGAACCGUCACGUGAACCUCGUGGGUUUGAGCAUUCUGAGCUCCCUCAGAAGCUCCCCUUGUCAGCGGAGUAAUUAUGGAACUCGCAGCUACCUCCGGGCAUUUGCAUGGAAAGGAUGGUCUGGGGUCCUGAGGCUGCCAGCAGACUAUGGGUACAACGGCCAGCACAGCCCAGCAGACGGUCUCGGCAGGCACUCCCUUUGAGGGCCUCCAGGGCAGCGGCACGAUGGACAGUCGGCACUCCGUCAGCGUCCACUCCUUCCAGACCACUAGCUUGCAUAACAGCAAGGCCAAGUCCAUCAUCCCCAACAAGGUGGCCCCUGUCGUGAUCACGUACAACUGCAAGGAGGAGUUCCAGAUCCAUGAUGAGCUGCUCAAGGCUCAUUACACAGUGGGCCGGCUCUCGGACGCCACCCCUGAGCACUACCUGGUGCAAGGCCGCUACUUCCUGGUGCGGGAUGUCACUGAGAAGAUGGAUGUGCUGGGCACCGUGGGAAGCUGUGGGGCCCCCAACUUCCGGCAGGUGCAGGGUGGGCUCACUGUGUUCGGCAUGGGACAGCCCAGCCUCUCAGGGUUCAGGCGGGUCCUCCAGAAACUCCAGAAGGAUGGACAUAGGGAGUGUGUCAUCUUCUGUGUGCGGGAGGAACCUGUGCUGUUCCUGCGUGCAGAUGAGGACUUUGUGUCCUACACACCUCGAGACAAGCAGAACCUUCAUGAGAACCUCCAGGGCCUUGGACCCGGGGUGCGGGUGGAGAGCCUGGAGCUGGCCAUCCGGAAAGAGAUCCACGACUUUGCCCAGCUAAGCGAGAACACAUACCAUGUGUACCAUAACACCGAGGAGCUGCGAGGAGAGCCCCAUGCCGUGGCCAUCCAUGGUGAGGACGACUUGCAUGUGACGGAGGAGGUGUACAAGCGGCCCCUCUUCCUGCAGCCCACCUACAGGUACCACCGCCUGCCCCUGCCCGAGCAAGGGAGUCCCCUGGAGGCCCAGUUGGAUGCCUUUGUCAGUGUUCUCCGGGAGAUCCCCAGCCUGCUGCAGCUCCGCGAUGCCCACGGGCCUCCCCCAGCCCUCGUCUUCAGCUGCCAGAUGGGUGUGGGCAGGACCAACCUGGGCAUGGUCCUAGGCACCCUCAUCCUGCUUCACCGCAGUGGGACCACCUCCCAGCAAGAGGCUGCCCCCACGCAGGCCAAGCCCCUGCCCAUGGAGCAGUUCCAGGUGAUCCAGAGCUUUCUCCGCAUGGUGCCCCAGGGAAGGAGGAUGGUGGAAGAGGUGGACAGAGCCAUCACUGCCUGUGCCGAGUUGCAUGACCUGAAAGAAGUGGUCUUGGAAAACCAGAAGAAGUUAGAAGGUAUCCGACCGGAGAGCCCAGCCCAGGGAAGCGGCAGCCGACACAGCAUCUGGCAGAGGGCGCUGCGGAGCCUGGAGCGAUACUUCUACCUGAUCCUGUUUAACUACUACCUUCAUGAGCAGCGGGAGGACGAUCUGGUCUCCCAGGACGCGCUCAGCACUGUCAGAGAGAUGGAUGUGGCCAACUUCCGGCGGGUGCCCCGCAUGCCCAUCUACGGCACAGCCCAGCCCAGCGCCAAGGCCCUGGGGAGCAUCCUGGCCUACCUGACGGACGCCAAGAGGAGGCUGCGGAAGGUUGUCUGGGUGAGCCUUCGGGAGGAGGCCGUGUUGGAGUGUGACGGGCACACCCACAGCCUGCGGUGGCCUGGGCCCCCUGUGGCUCCUGACCAGCUGGAGACCAUGGAGGCCCAGCUGAAGGCGCAUCUAAGCCAGCCUCCCCCAGGCAAGGAGGGCCCCCCGACCUACAGGUUCCAGACCUGCCUCACCAUGCAGGAGGUCUUCAGCCAGCACCGCAGGGCCUGCCCUGGCCUGACCUACCACCGCAUCCCCAUGCCGGACUUCUGUGCCCCCCGAGAGGAGGACUUUGACCAGCUGCUGGAGGCCCUGCGGGCUGCCCUCUCCAAGGACCUAGGCACUGGCUUUGUGUUCAGCUGCCUCAGCGGCCAGGGCCGUACCACGACUGCGAUGGUGGUGGCUGUCCUGGCCUUCUGGCACAUCCAAGGCUUCCCCGAGGUGGGUGAGGAGGAGCUCGUGAGUGUGCCUGAUGCCAAGUUCACUAAGGGUGAAUUUCAGGUGGUAAUGAAGGUGGUGCAGCUGCUGCCCGAUGGGCACCGUAUGAAGAAGGAGGUGGAUGCGGCGCUGGACACCGUCAGUGAGACCAUGACGCCCAUGCACUACCACCUGCGGGAGAUCAUCAUCUGCACCUACCGCCAGGCGAAGGCAGCAAAAGAGGCGCAGGAAAUGCGGAGGCUGCAGCUGCGGAGCCUGCAGUACUUGGAGCGCUAUGUCUGCCUGAUUCUCUUCAACGCGUACCUUCACCUGGAGAAGGCCGACUCCUGGCAGAGGCCCUUCAGCACCUGGAUGCAGGAGGUGGCAUCGAAGGCUGGCAUCUACGAGAUCCUCAAUGAGCUGGGCUUCCCCGAGCUGGAGAGCGGGGAGGACCAGCCCUUCUCCAGGCUGCGCUACCGGUGGCAGGAGCAGAGCUGCAGCCUCGAGCCCUCCACCCCCGAGGACUUGCUGUAGGGCGCCUUACUCCCUGUCCCCCCACCCACAGGGCCCCACAGAGGCCUGGGGUGUAAGAUGCUCUUGGCUGGGAGCGGCCCUGAGGGGUGCUGGCCUUGAAAUGAUUCCCCCGCUUCCUAGAGAGACUGGGCAGAGUUGGGAGCCUUUUUAGAAAGAACUUUUUAUAGGACAGGGAGACAGCACAGCCAUCCCUUGCAAACCACCAAGGUGUGUGGCUGACCUCCAGGGAGGAGCACUCACUGGAGUGCUCACAAGGUGCACACUGCUGUGUGCACCUUGCAGACAGGCUGGCGUUCAGCCUCCAAGGAGCUCACUCCCCCAGUUGCCAAACACUGCGGAUCUCUCUGUCUUCUUCUCCCCGCUCUCAGAUUGGCCUGGCAGCCCCUGGCACAGAGGAGACCCGGCCGCUGGUAGCUCCCCACUUCCUUACUCCUGCUGCUCUGCCAUUGCCGCUCCGCUUCUUGCUGCCCAAGCACUGCCCUCGGGCGUCUGGCGGCCUGAGGUGGGUGGAGGGGACAGUGUUCUGGAUAGAUCUAUUAUGUGAAAGGCAGCUUCACCCAGUUUUCUGGACUCUCAUGCCCCCAUCUCCAACCUGGGAGACUUCAGGGAGGACAACCUACCCGGCCUGGUGGGGCUGGCAGGAUGGUGGAGGUUUCUCAAGGAGCUGGAGACCUCAGGGAGCCCCUCUCACGGGGAGGAAGGAGCUUCCAGGAGGCGAACGCAGCACAGAGGAAGAGGCCUGCUCCACUUGCCUGGGAACCUGGGCAGGAGGCACAGAGGAAGCCAAGACCUGGAGCUGCAGGUCCCCCGGCACCUCUCUCUGUCCCGGCAGCCCAGGAUGGCCUGGUGCCCCCACCUGCUGCAGCAGGAGCCCCAAGGAGUGCUGGCCGAGGGCGGUUGCUGGGGUGGUCCUCAUGGACAGUGAGGUGUGCAAGGGUGCACUGAGGGUGGUGGGAGGGGAUCACCUGGGUUCCAGGCCAUCCUUGCUGAGCAUCUUUGAGCCUGCCUUCUGGUGGGAGCAGAAAAGGCCAGACCCUGCUGAGUUAGAGGCCGCUGGGAUCCACUCAUUCCACACAGCGGGAAGGCUGCUGGGAACAGGUGGCAGAGAAGUGCCAUGUUUGAGUUGAGCCUUGCAGCUCUUCCAGCUAGGGACUGGUGCUUGUUGAAACCCAGGAGCUGAACAGUGAGGAGGCUGUCCAUCUUGCUUGGCUCACUGGGACCAGGAAAGCCUGUCUUUGGUUAGGCUCAUGUACUUCUGCAGGAAAAGAAAAACAAACAAAAAAAAAACGAUGUGUCAUUGGUCAUGAUAUUUGAAAAGGGGAGGAGGCCAAAGUUGUUCCCAUUUACCCAGUAUUGGAAAAUAUUUGACCCCCUUGGCUGAAUUCUUUUGCAGAACUACUGUAUGUCUGUUCACUACCUUUUCAAGUUUAUUGUUUUUAUUUUUGCAUGAAUUAAGACGUUUUAAUUUCUUUGCAGACAAGGUCUAGAUGCAGAGUCAGAGAUGGGACUGAAUGGGGAGGGAUCCUUUGUGUUCUCAUGGUUGGCUCUGACUUUCAGCUGUGUUGGGACCACUGGCUGAUCACAGCACCUCUCUGCCUCAGUUUCCCCAUCUGUAAAAUGGGAGAAUAAUACUUGCCUACCUACCUCACAGGGGUGUUGUGAGGAUUCAUUUGUGAUUUUUUUUUUUUUUUGUA
Messenger RNA from Symphalangus syndactylus (siamang), 4647 nucleotides. It is a transcript of the gene PALD1, whose product is annotated as phosphatase domain containing paladin 1. Lineage: Eukaryota; Metazoa; Chordata; Mammalia; Primates; Hylobatidae. The record is from RefSeq and is a predicted model, not a curated record.